GUGGGUAGUGGCGAUAAUAGGUGAGCUGAUGCUAACUCCCAGUGUCAGCAGAACUAUCGUUGCAAAUUGUCACACUAAAGUAUUUCUACUUUCACACACGUGUUUACCGUCUUUCGCAACGUACGUGCACAUGACUGGCGGGAUUCUGAGAUCGCAAAAAAUUUUCACGUGACUAAAUCCUACAUUCUGAUUGGUCGUAUUUCGCUACUGGUUUUUUGGCAAUACUAAGUAUUUGAGAAUUUUAUAGUUUCACAUUCCCGUUCAAAAGAAAAUCCAUUUCUGGGAGAUGUAUGGCUUGGUGCACUAUUUUUUAUGUCAAUGAUUUUUUGCAGGAAAAGUUUGUUGAAGUCCUGAAGCAGGUGUUUAGCCGAAGACAGCCAAGUCAGAUGAUGGGCAUGAGUGGCCCUCAGCAGCUCAUGGCGAACCAGCAGCUCCCCCAACAUUCAGGCGUUUCUGCUUUGCCAGGCCAACAGCAGAUGAUCAUGAGUGCCCCACAACCCAAUCAGCCAGGCACAAGUGCAGAUCCAUCAAUGAUUUCAGGCAUGAAUGUCAGCGCUCCUAUGAACAUGGUUGGAAUGCAGCCUCAGCCCACACCACAACAAAUGUCACAGUCAAGGGCAGAAAAGAAUAAGCAACUGGAAAAAAUAAUCAUGGUACUGGAGAGGUCUUCGCCCGAACAACAGCAGCAGUUGUUUCAGAAAAUGCCGCAGCUCACCCCUGAGAUGCAGCAGUCAUUGCUGCAGAGAGUCCAUGCCUUGCGACUACAGAAGCAGCAGCUCCAAAGGCAACAACAGCAGCAACAACAACUCCAUGCUAUGAACCAGCAACAGCAACAACAAGGAGGUAUGAUGGGUGGCCAGAUGCCUGAUGUAAUGGGCCAACUGGGGAUGAGUGGAGGGCUGGGGCAGCAGCAACAGUCCCAGUCCUCCCAGAUGGCGAGGCAGCAGCAGACACAGGCCAUGUCUCAGGGAGGGAUGGGGAUGCAGAUGGGAAUGCAAAGGGCCUCAAUGCAAGCACAGCAACAACAGCAGCAACAACAGCAGCAACAGCAACAACAACAGCAACAGCAACAACAGCAGCAGCCUCCAGGGAUGGAUCGCAACACUUUUCAGUGGCAGUCUCAGUAGCUAUUGCAAAUUGUGUCUUGUGUCACAUCACCCGGCCGAUCAUGAUAAUAAUAGUUUAGCAACUAAACGCAUUUUUGGUGAGAAAAGUGGGUAUUUCAAUUUUUCGCAUGUGUUUCUGCGCGUAUUUAGUCAAACAUUGUAAGUGCAGGUCACAACAUAAUUAUAGAAAAUCCCAAAUUCA
This is a messenger RNA of Geodia barretti, 1308 nucleotides long. NCBI's taxonomy places the organism in Eukaryota, Metazoa, Porifera, Demospongiae, Tetractinellida, Geodiidae. The record is from the annotation of a GenBank genome assembly.